Molecule: messenger RNA, 1221 nt
Organism: Suillus clintonianus
Lineage: Eukaryota; Fungi; Basidiomycota; Agaricomycetes; Boletales; Suillaceae
Product: MoaB/Mog domain-containing protein
Exons: 7
Coding region: 1-885 (294 amino acids)
Source: RefSeq, a predicted model, not a curated record
AUGUCUUCAUCACCAAAGCCCUCAGCUCCGGUAAUAAAUUUCCCCAAUUCCCCAAUUCCGAAGAACCCACUUGGAGAGGGACGGUAUAUCAAGACUGCUGCUGCUCUCAUCAUUGGAGAUGAAAUCCUGAAUGGAAACACGCUGGAUCGUAACUCGAACUACUUUGCGCGCUUCUGCUUUGAGAAUGGAAUCGAGCUCCAAAGAAUUGAGGUCAUUGCAGACGACGAACUCGAGAUCCUUGAAGCUAGCCGAAGGCUGGUCCAGAAAUACGACUUUGUCAUAACCUCUGGUGGUAUAGGGCCCACUCAUGAUGAUAUCACAUACGCAUCGCUCGCAAAGUCUUUCGGACAAAAGCUAAAAUACCAUGACGAAACUCUCAGGCGUAUGGAAGAAGCCAGCCGACACCGCACGUGGAUCUCGCAGCAGAGCGAGGAGCAACGUACCGCUCGUAAACGCAUGGCACUGUUUCCGGAAGCCGGAGAGGUUCUUUUUGUCGCUAGCGAUAUCUGGGUUCCUGUGAUUCGACUGGAAGGCAAGCUAUGCAUAUUCCCAGGAAUUCCAUCACUCUUUCAGAAGCUGCUAGACAACUUAAAGCCUUUCUUGCCUCUACCCGCGGACGAUGAGCGCCCCUUCCGGCUUCAAGUUUUUACUCCGCUUCCGGAAUCGUCCAUUGCGCCAUUCCUUACAGAUCUACAGAAGCGUGUCAAGCCUGAGAAUAUCCGGAUAGGCUCUUACCCACUCCUUCAACCGGGGGCACACGUUGCACUCAUCGGGUUAGACCGUGAACGUGUGAAAGAGCUUGGGUUGGAGGUGGAGAAAGAGUUGCAAGGACGUGUGCUUAGUGCAGAGGAGACCGAGGCAAUGAUCAAGGUAAAGAGGCAAUGAUGUAGGUACUAGUGUAUCACGUCGCGCGCUCGGGGGAUACACGGUCACCUUCGCGGCAUGAAAGGCUCAACAUUGGGCAGGCUCCGAACUUUCAGACUGACGCAAACUGCUCCAGUUUAACAUCUCCCGCGAGAACGUCCCUGAGCAGCACCAACGACCCCUCCCAGACUACACAGUCGUUUCAAGUUUGUAUGGCCCAUGGACAUACAGCAGACUCGAGUUGGCAUAGUGCUGCAUCUCCAGUGGCAAUGGAAGCAGUCAGACUACCAUCAUGCUGUCGCGCCUUACUUUUAUCAUUCAAGUUAGCUAUCCGUCCAGCGUUUAGUUCUCGGAAUA